AUGGCGGAGCCUAAAGUGUGGGAGAUUCCCUUUCCUCCCGAUGUGUAUGCCACAGCGCUGGAGGAGUUUCUGCUGCUUGAAGCGCUGAGAGGACUGCUUGGUGAAGAGGCAUCAAAGCGCGUACCACCGGCCAUCGGCCUUGCUCCGGUGAAUGAUAUUGUGCAGUGUGCCUGUGCUCUGCUAGAUGAAGCUGCACGGACGGUUUUCCUGGCAUACUAUGAGCAGUUGGCCCUCCAUCGUCGCAGGGCCCUGGAUACUUUUAUGCCGGAACCUGCUCCUGUGUUGACAGAUGCCCUUAGUCGAGCGGAAGCCCUGGCUAGGUACUUUCUUAUGGAUGGGCAGGCACCUCUCUGGACGGCUGCCAGACAGGUGGUGGCUGAACUGGAGUGGUGCACGGACAGGCACUCCAUGGCACCCAAGCAGGGCGGCAGUGUUUUUCUCGGCGCGUAUUCCUGUGGCCCCUUCGCUGGUAGCUUGGACAGGCCUCAAUACUGGAGCACCAUUGCUGUCAACAUGGAUCU
Molecule: messenger RNA, 521 nt
Organism: Symbiodinium necroappetens
Lineage: Eukaryota; Dinophyceae; Suessiales; Symbiodiniaceae
Source: the annotation of a GenBank genome assembly